CUCACCUUCUGUACUGGCGCAAGGCCUGGUGGAUUGUAGAGCUGUGCCCCAGGCAUUCAUGGUCACGACUUCUUGUUUGCUGCAGAUUUCGCCGUGGCUUCUUAAAAGAAUCCAGCUGCAGGCAUGUUGCUGAAGUGCUAAAGAAAAACCAGAGACUAAGAGAGUUAUAUCUGUCUGAUGGUGGCAUAAAUGAUGUGGGAAUAAAGCUGCUGUCUGAGGGGCUAAAACAUCCCAACUGUUUGCUAGAGAAACUACGCCUUUAUGAUGAGCACUUGACAAAAUCCUGUGGCGAGUGUCUUGCUGAAGUACUCAGGAAAAAUGAAAAUCUGAAAGAGUUAGCGCUGGCUCCCUGUGAGAUAGAUGACAAAGGCAUGGAACUGCUGUGUGAGGGGCUAAAACAUCCCAGCUGUAAACUAGAGAAAUUCUGGCUUCGUCGUGGCCUCUUGACAGGAUCUUCCUGCAGGAAUCUUGCUGAAGUUCUCAAGAAAAAACAGAGUCUAAGAGAGUUAUAUUUGUCUGAUAGUGGCAUUCACGAUGAAGGAAUACAGUUGCUGUGUGAGGGGUUAAAACAUCCAGACUGUAAACUAGAGAAACUGUGGCUUUCCAGUGUGUCCUUGUCAUUAUCCCAUGGCAGGCAUCUUGCUGAAGGUCUCAGGCAAAAUCAGGGACUGACAGAGUUAGAUCUGUCUCACGGUACAAGAGAUGAUACAGCUUUUAGAUAUCUAUGUGAGGGACUAAAAUAUCCAGGCUGUAAACUAGAGAAACUAAGGGUUUUUAGAGGGUUUCUCACAACAUCCCAGUGCAGAGAACUUGCUAACGUUUUCAGGAGAAGCGAGACACUGAGAGAAUUAGCUCUGGGUUACUGUCAGAUAGGCAAACAAGAAAUGGUAGUGCUGUGUGAAGGGCUAAAACAUCCCAACUGUAAAUUAGAAAAACUAUGCUUUUCCACGUGGAACCUGAGAGAAUUCUGGUGCAGGCAUUUUGGUGAAAUUCUCACCCUAAGCCAGUCACUGAAAGAGUUGGAUCUCUCUCCCUCUGACAUGGAUGACGGAGACUUGAAAUUGCUAUGUGAUGGGCUAAAACAUCCAGAUUGUAAACUACAGACACUACGGCUAACUUGUUGUGCCUUGACUGAAAACUGCUGCAAGUAUCUUGCUGAGGUUCUCAGGGAAAACCAGGGACUGAAAGAGUUAGCUCUGUCUCCAAGUGACAAGGACGACAAAGCGUUUGAAGGGCUGUGUGAGGGGCUAAAACACCCAGGCUGUAAACUAGAGAAA
This is a messenger RNA of Python bivittatus (Burmese python), 1277 nucleotides long. Lineage: Eukaryota; Metazoa; Chordata; Lepidosauria; Squamata; Pythonidae. The record is from RefSeq and is a predicted model, not a curated record.